Molecule: messenger RNA, 1560 nt
Organism: Penicillium waksmanii
Lineage: Eukaryota; Fungi; Ascomycota; Eurotiomycetes; Eurotiales; Aspergillaceae
Exons: 3
Coding region: 1-1560 (519 amino acids)
Source: RefSeq, a predicted model, not a curated record
AUGACCGUCGCCGAUGAAUACACUACUGCCGCGAGCGACAUCCUGGAUGCCAGAAGGACAAUCCAGAUUCUCGCAGCCACCUGUCGAGGAAUUGCCCAAUCUUGUGCACAGGAAUCAUUGCAGGACCAGAAGCCUCAAAACAAUAUACCGCACCCCAACGAGCGCCUGUCGGACCAAGUCGUCUUCGCCAUCAUCCAAGGCAGGAUUGGAGGGAUGUGUCGCGGUAAGAUCUGGCCGAAUGACUUCGACUCAGAUGGCCAUAUCAAACGAGAUCGAAUCCCUCGAGGCCCACCCGUCAUCUCAUGGGCAAAUGGCAUACCCUUCUUCACUGUGUACGGAGGAUACUACAUACUCGGCGGCCACUAUCUCGCCCGACGAAGUUGGCUCCUCAGUGCAUCCUCAACCUCAAUCUACCCGGGCUGUCUCGCCGGCCUAGUCAUUGCCUCACCGAGUGCCAUACCCGCCGACGCCAUGCUCCUGUCUGAACAGAUCCAAGCCUUCCGGACGGAAUCCUGGAAGAAAAUCAACUGGGAACCCAAGUCUGACCUGGAACGAACCCAGAAGAACUUCACCACCUAUACCAAAGAUCACUCACGCCUGUCCCUCAUUUUCUUCGGUGAGGACUCCUUUGGUUUCGCCCCCCCAAUCCGCGAAGCAGCUUCAUAUAAUCUUCACCUUGACCCGGCCGAGACGGCCACCGUGUCUCCUACGCGGGUAGCAAUAAAUGUGUGGAACCAGACACGCCUCGAACGCUACGUCAACAAUAUGAACGUGCAAUUCCACUUUCCAAUUCAGCAGUUCACGCUUUUCUUCGAUGAGGCGCUUGGCCAUCCAAUGUCAAAGGCCCAAUCCACCUUGGAAUCACCACUGAAGAAUCUCACAUUAGAAUCAGAAUCCCCGAAGAAGAAACACCCACUCACACCAGUCACACCAGUAUGCAGCAAAACCAGCGAAGCCACCACCACUUCCAAACGACCAAGCAACGACAAACUUGAUGAAGAUACACCCUCGAAAAAGCGCAGGCAGCUGAAAACCCACUCCUGGAAAAUGAAACAGCAACAACAAACGCAACAGAAGCAACAACAUCAGCAACAUCACCUGGAACAGGAACAGAAACAGCGACAGAAGCAGCAGCAGCAGCAGCAGCAGCAGCAAGAACAGAAACGACAACCCCCGGCUGGACACAGCUCAAGAACAGCGAAACAAAUCGGGCAAGCAUUCACAACCGAGUUCGAAAUCGAAGAAACCUGCCUCGCCUUCGACGAUCUAACCAAAAUCUACAACGAAAUCAUCCAAGACCGCGAAACCCUCGAUACAUCCCCCGCGCGAGCCGUACUUCGGUUAUACAAAACACAGCAGGAAAAACAUGCCCGAUAUCGGGAUCUCCUUGAAACUGUGCAAAAGGGGAUUGGGCGGAAGGGUCGGGCUGUGAAACUUAUCUUUCAGGAGAGACUUGCCGGUGUUGCUUUUCCGGACGACUUGACUCCGAGUCCCACGCCUGCUUUGGCUGAAGGUUUGGCCCUGCAUACGCCGAUUUCCACUGACGGGGAUGUUGAUUAG